Frankliniella occidentalis (western flower thrips) is the source of this 3433-nucleotide messenger RNA. RefSeq lists its product as uncharacterized. The transcript has 2 exons. The record is from RefSeq and is a predicted model, not a curated record. The coding region runs from base 1157 to 2392 and encodes 411 amino acids. Lineage: Eukaryota; Metazoa; Arthropoda; Insecta; Thysanoptera; Thripidae.
GACCCCCACCCGCACCUCCUAUAUAUAUUAUUAGUAUGAGAUCAACUGACGAUACUUUUAAGGAAAGGCGGAGACCUUUGACCGCCGAGCCUAUUGGCGGGAUGCCACCUCGAGGCAGCCGCCGACUGAGAGUAAAAGUGGAGCUCAGUCGUAGCCGGGAGUCCGAGUCGAGAGUCAGUCAGGAGAAGUCGUAGUGGAGAGGAGCAGAGCUAGCGUCAAGAUGUAGACGCAGUAGUGUAUAGUGUACAUUGUAACAUCCGAAGAGACACCGAUAAUACACACCUUGAUCAAUGUGCUUUGUGUACGUCAAUCAAUGAGGGAGCAUACGAACCCCAGACCAAUCACACCCUUCCAACAACCACAGUGGUUGGCAGCGGUGCUCUCAUUGAUAUGACCUCCACGAAGCAUAGAGCACAGGUUUGUCUAAUAGGUAAGUACAGUGAUCUUUUCCAUCAGUAUCAUUUGAACUUACUUGUCGGCACCCGCGCGUGCCUGGUGCUUCCCCGUGCGCGCGUGACCUAGUCAUGCCGCAGCCCUGUUCAGCCCCGCGUGCCCUUCCCGCACGCAUGUGUCUUUGCUAGUGAAAGUGCGCACGUAAAUACAACCUUUACGCCAUGCUCAAAAUGGAUAUGCGAAUCGCACGUCAAUCCACUGUUUGUCACAAUAAUUUUUAAUCAUGACCUCUAAAUUUUCUUACGGUAUUGCAUCUCCAUACAGUUCUAGUUCUAAAGCUUUAAUUUCAAUGAGUUUGUGCACCACGCGCAUUAACAAAGUGCAAUCUUUCCAUAAUGUGCAAUAUCCUAGCUAGAAAAGUUCGAUAAAAAUAAAAUAGAGCGGAACGCGCCGCGCCGCACCGCGCGGGGCAGGCGUCCGCACGGCUGUCUAUUCUUAGCCCUAGCCGAAAUCGAGCUACGCACCUUAUUUUUUCUGUCGCCCAGCGAUUCCCCCUGCGUCGGAAAUAAUCUGACCCAUUUUGCCGCGUGACAUUCAAACGCUGAACUUGAAACUUAAAUCGACUAUUCUACUUUUGAAAUUUUUCAGUGUUCCAGGAAAAUCGCCAUCGUACUACUUUUCUGCUAUUAUGUAACCAGUACUUAAUUUAACAUCUUUUAAUUUUACAGUGAGCCACUUAAUUGGUUCUGAAGUACAAUUAAACAUGUCGGCAUCAGCGCCAUCUUUAUUAUCUUUAGUUGAUAACUUCUCUGGAGAGGACGAAUGUUACGCGCUAGAAGAUUUCCUAAUGUGCAUAGAAGCCGCAGCUUCAUUCAAACCUGAUAUUACUGAUGCGCAACUGCGAGCCAUAAUAAUACUAAAAUUACGUGGCACCGCUAGAGAAGUACUAUGUGCUCAACCAGAGCUAACGGAAGGAACAUCUGAGGCUCUUAUCAAAGCGCUUCGCGAUAGAUUUGAACCUCUAAUUGACCGAUACUCGGCACAGCAAAAAUUUUCGUCAUGCAUUCAACUUCCAGGCGAAUCAGUAAUCGAAUAUUAUUUUAGGUUACUUUUAGCAGCGGAGAAUUAUGCCGCUACCCGUCCCGCUCCAACAGAGGACUUGAAGGAAGCCAUCAAGGCGCUGACAAAGAUUGAACUUCUAGAUCAAUUUAUGCACGGAAUAAAUUGUAAAUUGCGUCAGUUUGUGCGUUUUCAGACCCCCGCUGAUAUCGAGACAGCUCUGAGCUUCGCCCGGAAAGAGGAACUCUACGUUUCUCUUGAGAAAUCGAAAACACCAGCUUCGAUAAAUUCAGUAACGGCGCAAACAGAUAAUUCCUCUAGUUUUCAGCAGCAGACGCCUUGUCACGGCCAUCAAGCGUUAUGCAGAGCAGACGCUCAGCCUAUGUCCAGCGCCCACUCUGAUUCUAAGACUUGUCCUCAUAAACUUGCAGUCGUUGCACCUAAUUUAGCAGAUGUCAAAGGGCAAGCCUUUUACGUCAAAAUCUUUGAUCAAAAUGACUACCUAACCUUUUUGAUUGACAGCGCAUCAAAAGUCUGUGUCAUUAAGCGAUCCUGUGUAAAUCAUUUAACACCUCUUGCAGAUGAAAAAGUCUACAGUAUUGGUGUAAACCAAAUACCAGUCAUCGGUUACUCCAAGGUGACAUGUGGUAAGGGACGCCACAUUGUUACUUACAACUUUCUCGUCGCCGACGACAGGCUUCGAUUAUGUUGUGAUGGUGUGAUCGGAUCUGAUUGGUUGACUAAACAUAGCUGCAUAGUCGACUUGAAAAAGAAGCGACUUAUAGUGCCGAAUAAGUUUACGGCAGCUCUACUUCCUGUUGCCAUGAAAACGCCAAUUUACCAGCUUGGAAAACUUACAUGGAACAGUCAGAUAUGUAAUUGGGAUUAUGGAGCGAACUUGCGCUCUCCCGUAAGUACGCACUAUUGUAUGGGAAUAUGACUCUCCCAAUCUCUUUUUAAUAGCUCGUCAAGCGUUUUAAACGCGUGUAGCUAGACCCUGAUGUAACUGCGGCUGAAUCGUCGCCUGCUCAGGCAAAAGGUAAUGAAAUGUAAAUAAUGUAUGGAAACGAAAAUGAUAUCGUUUGUCCAAACUCAAACGCACAUAGAACCGCGUAGCCAGACCCUGACGAACCUGCGGCCGAAUCGUCGCCUUCUCAGGUGAAAAGGUAAUAAUAUUAGUACUUCUAUGAUGAAUGAGUCAAAACGCAAAUAUAAGCGUAAUGUGCGGUAAUAACUUCUUGAACAAUAUAAGAAACUUACCGAAUUUCCAGUCGAACGGAAAAUGCUUUGAACAGCUAGUAAAUUUACACCAAGCAUAAUUAUCAAUAUCCUAUUUAUAAGAAAAUCUUUUCUAGUAUUACUUUCCUUAAAGAGCGUGAGGACCAAUAGUUCAUCGAAAACGCAUCAUAGGAAAAUUAAUUGUAAAUUCUUCAAUGAUUUAGCAACAAUUUGAAAACGUUGCCAUUCUCUGAUUAAACUUGAUCUACAAUAUUUAACUGUUGGUAUUUAAUUCAUAAUGCAGUGUGAUAAGUCUCCCACAAAUCAUUUCCAUGAUGAAUUGUACCUGGACGAGACAACCACUGCUGAAACCCAUCCCUGCUCGCGCCUAUCCGCUUUUCAGCAGAUAUAAGAACACUAUAUGUGAUCAAUUUUAAGGCAUUUAUGUGGUUGUGCAGAUUUCAUUUGUUGCGUUUUACCAUCAUCAUGCAACUGUUAUCACUAAUUCAAUACCAGAUAUGCAUAACUCCAACCACAAGCUGCAAGCCACUAACAACGUGCUUAUGCAAAUUCUUCAAAUGUCAGCAAGAAGCUCUUUGCACUCGCCAAAAUGUUGUGGAAUUUAUUACUAAAAUGCAAUAAACAUUUUAACAAACGUCAUAUCCACAACAAGGCACAGCAACUAUUUGCAUGAAAGUAACACCGUUACAGAUCACUUCAAUGAAUUGAGCGAGAGAAAAUGCUCAACCUAACACUAACAAAA